GGAUGGAGGACACCGCUCCAGCAGCUGCUGUUUCCCGUGGCAGCUGACCUGUGACGAUCUUUUCACACAACCUCAGUCACCGAGAGCAUCCGGCGGGCUCGUCCGCACGAUGCCUCUCCGUCGAUGUUGUGCGUAAAUACGCACGAUCGCGACCGACUGUUGAAUGGAGCCGGAGCGCAGCGGUUUCGAACGCGCUCCGGGAAGAACUUCCGUCGUUGAUGUGUGUUUGAACUGAAGCAGGGAAAGCGUUUGGUCUUCGCUGAGAAACGAUGCUGCAUCUACCCACGGGAGGACACUCCACCACAGAUACCUGACUUGUCUCAGAAGUGUGACCCCAGCAGCGAUGGAGAGUCCCAGCGAGCUCCAGAACCCCUUGCUGGACAAAACCAGCAGACCCACCUUCCACGUGGACCACCCUGGUCCCAACUACCAAGACAGCCUGGUGGGCUACUGUUACAGCAGGACUGAGGGCGGUGAGAAAAGCCAGCAGUUCCUGGACGCCACCUCCCUCCAUCUGGCCGUGGAGGCUUUCUACGGGCCCAGCUUCAUCCUCUGCAAGGACGACGCCAGCCUUCACAGCAGGGACUCGAAGAGCGAGAGCUUUGAGACCACGUUCACGGAGAACAAAGACUCUGCGCUGGACAGAAUUUCCACUGAGAAUGGGCCGGAAAACGCCCAGGCGGAGAAGGAUUUGAAAAUCCAGACUGUGUCGUACGAGGUGGAGGACGAGCAAGUUCCAGUGUACGAGAGCGACAGCUCCUCUGACAGCGAGAGCGAGGACAACUUCAUCGUGCUGCCCCCUCGGGACCACCUGGGUCUCACCAUCUUCUCCAUGCUCUGCUGCUUCUGGCCCCUGGGCAUCGUUGCCUUUUACUACUCUCACAAGACCGGCAAAGCCAUCGCCAAGGGAGACUUCUCCAAAGCUGGAAUGAGCUCCAGGAGAGCCCUUUUCCUGGCCGCCCUCUCCAUCACCGUGGGAACGGGGAUGUACGUGGGCGUGGUGGUGGCCCUCAUAGGCUACCUGUCCAAGCCCGGACACGUAUAGCACACAGCGGGACCGAAAUGGAGCGCGAAGUGAGAGCAAAAACACCGGGACUUAUCGAUCUGUUCUCCUACACACCAGUCACUGAAGACACUGAGAAGAAGAAGAGACUCUUCCCCAUUAAUGUCAAUGUUUCGUCCGUCGAUACCUGUGUGCCAUUGCUGUGUCGUCGCGACGAGUCACGUGUGACCGGUUAUCGAUCAACCGAGUUAGUAGCAGAAGGUUCCAGAGGGUCGCUGGUGAUCAUUGUGCAGCGUAUUGAUUCAAUAAAUACUUCUGGCUGGAACAUCUCUUCUCUGCUAUUCUGCAACAUAUUGCUUGCUCCUUUAUACAGUAUAGUGAUCGUUUUUAUAGCUGCAGCCUCCGGCUUCACCGCUCACGGCUGCUCGUCCGUCUCCCGGCAUCAGUCAGUGUCAGGCGGCGAGGUGACUUUAGCUGCCACGGCUCUCUCUCUCAGCGUCAGGAACAAUGGCUGCUCUCUGAAGUCGGGACGUCAGAAUAGAACCAGAGCAGCACUUUUCUGUUUUCCCCUCCAGGAUUUGGAAAGACCUUUCCCUCUCUGGCUGCACCGCCUGCCGUCCAAUCAGGAGUCAGAGCAUCCCAAACCACAGGAGCAGAUAAUGAUAAAUCAUCGGUUUAUUGCAUCUGAGGGGCGUCUCAUUACUCCUGUAUUAAUGUCAGCGCGCGGCACAUUCUUGCUUGUGAGAGGAAUACGCUCAGGAAUCCAGGACAUUUUGGGGCAUUAAAACAAGCCAACGUCUAUCUGUUGCGACACAAGAACCUAAAAGAGCCAAAUACACCGAGUAGCGUGGUGAGAGUGUAUCAAAUGCAAAGUUGUUGUGAACCUCCCACUUUUUCCUCAUGUUUUAAUAGGAAUAUGAAAUGGAGUAUGAGCAGUAGCUCCAGCGAGGCCAUCGACGUGAGCAGCAAGUGCUGCUCUGCAUUUAUGCUUCUCCCCCUCAGUAGAUAGGAAACUUCACCCACGCCUCCUCACCAUCUCACCAGCAGCAUCCAAGGCUGAAACCAACAAAUGCAUCUGAUUUCAUUGCUCAUCCGCCCCCAUGUGGAACUCAAGUAUGGAAGGGUGGUAGCUAUUUCCACGCUUUCACACUGUAUAAGUGUUAGAAGUGAAUCCGUAUUUAAAGUUUCGUCGGAGAUAGACAUUGUUUUACAACGAGAAAUGAACCCAUGACACCUCCUCGUGAGCUGGAUCUGAUGCCUUCAUAACAUUGUUAUUAUUGUUGUUAUUAUUAUUAUUAUUAUUACGCCGGGUGUGCGCUGCUUUGUGGCAUUUGUGUACGCGCCUGGGCUGCCACCUCCUGAUGACUUUACACUGUAUGGAGCAGCACAUUUCGGCACAGCGGGGCUCAGGAGUUUCACAGCAUAACCAUGGUUUUGAUAGGAGUAAAUCACUUGCAGAAUGA
Molecule: messenger RNA, 2466 nt
Organism: Synchiropus splendidus (mandarinfish)
Lineage: Eukaryota; Metazoa; Chordata; Actinopteri; Syngnathiformes; Callionymidae
Product: synapse differentiation-inducing gene protein 1-like
Exons: 4
Coding region: 344-1045 (233 amino acids)
Cellular component (GO): intracellular membrane-bounded organelle; membrane
Source: RefSeq, a predicted model, not a curated record